Molecule: messenger RNA, 1221 nt
Organism: Penicillium vulpinum
Lineage: Eukaryota; Fungi; Ascomycota; Eurotiomycetes; Eurotiales; Aspergillaceae
Product: alpha/beta hydrolase
Exons: 2
Coding region: 1-1221 (406 amino acids)
Biological process (GO): regulation of lipid storage
Cellular component (GO): endoplasmic reticulum
Source: RefSeq, a predicted model, not a curated record
AUGUCCCUGUACAGUCAAACUGUGGAUUUCCUCUCUGGUGCUUUUUCAGACAACGAAUCAAAGCUUCCCUUACUAGCAGUGGCCGGGGCUUCAUUUACACUUGGUCUAAUCGCUCGUUCGGGGUUUGCUCAAAGCGAAUCCCCCAAGACAAUUUUCUCCUCGCCUCGAUUGGCAGUCUCGGCCAGCAUAUCCGAGUUGGAGAAUGGCCAGCUGCCUCUCCCCACUGAUGUCCUACCCGGUGCUCGUGAUGUCUUUACCCCGUACGGGUCAAUCCGAGUGUAUGAAUGGGGCCCAGAAGAUGGACCCAAGGUGUUGUUUGUGCAUGGCAUCACCACGCCGUGUAUUGCGCUUGGUGGGGUGGCCCAUGCGCUGGUGGACCGUGGCUGUCGUGUGAUGCUAUUUGACUUGUUUGGAAGAGGAUAUUCCGACUGCCCUGCUGAUCUUCCACAAGAUGAUCGUCUUUUUUCGACACAGAUCUUCCUCGCUCUGACGUCUUCGCCCAUCUCUUGGACAGGUGCAGAGUCCGGUAAAUUCUGCCUUACUGGGUACUCUCUGGGUGGUGGUAUUGCCGCUACCUUUGCAUCCUAUUUUCCUCACCUUAUUUCGUCAUUGGUGCUCCUAGCGCCUGCAGGCUUGCUCCGCGAUUCGCAUAUCAGUUUCCAGACUCGACUCCUUUACUCAAAGGGGCUUAUGCCUGAGAAUAUCUUAACAUCAUUGGUUCGCCGUCGACUGGGUGCAGGCCCCUUGGUCACGCCCAAGCCCAAGGACACGAAGCUCAAUGCCGCGGAUGCACUCACCGAGGAACUGCCUUCCCAAAGCGCUGCAGCAACCCAAAUUCUGUCCCGAAGCUACCCCCACAUCAAUGUCCCAUCUACCGUGGCGUGGCAGGUGAAUAAUCAUACAGGGUUUGUUCAUGCAUUCAUGUCUAGCAUGCGCUAUGGCCCGAUCCUACAACAGCGCCAAUGGAAUAAUUGGGUGCGUCUUGGCGAGUAUCUGACUGCACAGAACGAGACCUCAAGCAACGAAAAUAAGAGGCCUGGAGAUAACAAAGUUCACAUUCUGUGUGGUGAUAAUGAUUUAAUCAUUAUCAAAAGUGAGAUUGUUCCUGACGCCACGGCUGCCCUGGGUGGCAAUGUUGUCUUCAAGUUCUACGAAGCAGGACAUGAAUUCCCCAGUACAAUUUACGAGGAAGUAGCAUCUUACAUCUUUGAGAUACUAUAA